CUUUCGGCAACCGUCCAGGAACAGACCUAAUGAGUAAACACGUGUUGCAGAGCAACAAAGCCAGAAAUAUUAUUAUAGAUGCCAUUAUCGGAGAAAGCGGCAAAGAGGAGUAUUGGCCAAGGCCCACUGAAUGGCCAAAUCGAUUGAAGUCGGAUGUACUUUAUGCCGCCGACAACUCAGAGGGCCUGCCACCUGUCCUCGUCGAGGUUCAAUACUCUGUAGAUAACAAGUUCUUGCACCGUCUUGUUCGCUACUGCGAAGAAAUUAUCACUGCGUACGAUGUGCCACCUGUCGUUAUGGUAAUUGCCAUACACGAGUGCAGCCGAUCAGUCCUCAAAGCAGCGAAGACCGAUAAAAAGAAGACAUUUUUCUUCAAGCUUCCCUGCUAUCCAUGGGCAGAAGAAUGCUUUAUCUUAAGCAAGGAGUCAAUCUGUGCGCAUCUACAGAAAACGCCUCUGGAACCGAUUGUCGCCCUUGGCUCCUUCUUUGUAGACCAAAAGCAAGCAUUGGUCGAACAUGACCACCAUGAUGAUCCUACGAUAAAGCAAUUAUAUCAUAUUGCAGGCCGUAUCGUCCAAAAUCAAGUUACGGUGGAAGAAACACGAAUUGACCAGUUGCUACGUGUGAUCCAUGAGGCCGAAUCAUUCAGUGACAAAGCGAUCAGCACGCUUGACGACGGCGACGAUGAUAGCACGAAAAAACGAGCCAUUGGCUACAUGAAGCAAGCAAGAGCUCUGUUGAAGGCGUGCAAGCGCCAAAGGACAUCGUCGCCAGAAGCAGACCAGAACGGCCGCAAUUGGCGUUACAUUGAACGAUACCUGGAAAAAAACCAGGGUUCCAGAAUGAAGUGGCCCAAUUGCUACCAAGAUGGCAUCCGGGAAGGUUACUUCCAACACUUUUCCAACUAUACUAGUUUGAAAAAUGCGUACAACCGCUGGAAGAAAGGCGACCAAUAAACGUAGCUACCGAGUAAAAAGAAGAAAAUGCAAUUCAUUGACAUAUCAAAAAACUGUGCUGAUAACAGUGAAAAAUGACGGUGUCGGAGCAAUUCUUAGUGUUUGGAAGAUAACGGCUCUUUCAUUGAAUGAAUUUCGUCUUGAAUUAAAGAUCGCUCUGGCAAGCAUGCUGACUGUUAUAUUCGAAGAUAAAAAAUAUGAAACGUGAGAUCAAAAGCAUAUUGUUAUUUCUAUGAUUUAAUAAAGGCCGG
Radiomyces spectabilis is the source of this 1207-nucleotide messenger RNA. RefSeq lists its product as uncharacterized. The record is from RefSeq and is a predicted model, not a curated record. The coding region runs from base 30 to 956 and encodes 308 amino acids. The transcript has 2 exons. Lineage: Eukaryota; Fungi; Mucoromycota; Mucoromycetes; Mucorales; Radiomycetaceae.